AUGCCGACGUUGACGACAAUAUACUACUGUGGCGAAACCAAGACCUUCAAGGAGAAAUCGACUGAGCGAGACAUUGGCCCCAACGACGUUUUGAUCGAUACGACACACUCCGGGCUCUGCUACACAGAUGUCCAUGCGAAGCCUUUGGGCUGUGGUCUCGGGCACGAAGGCGUGGGUAAUGUACGAGAUGUAGGAGUAGCUGUAACGCAUAUGAAGCCGGGUGAUCGUGUUGGCUGGGGAUGGCUACACUCAUCGUGUGGCCACUGCACUACUUGCGUGUCGGGCUACCGUCAGUACUGCUCUGAAGCUCGUGGCUUUGCCUUCUCGGACGAGGAUCAAGGUGCUUUCUCGGACUCGCGUAUCAUCAAUAGUGCUUUCGCAUACCGGAUCCCUGAUGAGAUAUCCUCUGCAGCAGCUGGUCCACUGAUGUGUGCUGGUGCUAGUACCUACGAGGCUCUUGAUGCUGCUCGGACGGCCUCCAACGAUCGUGUAGGCGUACUCGGAAUCGGCGGACUGGGACAUAUCGCUAUUCUAUUUGCCAAAGCAAUGGGAUGUGCAGUUACUGCCUUGACCGCCCAUGCCAAUAAGUACGACGACGCUCUCAAGCUUGGUGCCGAUGAGGUACGUCUACUCAGUGAGCCCGGCAAAGUCCUCGGACGUAGCGGACAACAAAACAGCGACGUCCUUGACCAGGAGCCGAAACCAGCAGCCAUAGACGUUCUACUCGUUACAUCCAACGAAGUGCCGAGUCUUGGGAACAUCCUACCUCUACUCUCAAGACGAGCACGAAUCGUCCUCAUGACGAUACAGCAGCAAGCACUCACGAUCCCGUACAUGCCUUUUGUUUUGCCUGGACAUCACUUGAUCGCGUCGACCGAAGCAUCUCGCGAGAACCACAUCAAGAUGCUCGAAUUCGCAGCACGACAUAGGAUCCAGCCGUGGAUCGAGGAGUUCCCUAUGACCACUACUGGAGUCGCGGCAGCAUUUCAGCGUCUGGAGAGUGGUAAGAUGAGGUACAGAGGUGUCUUCGUACGCUGA
Messenger RNA from Recurvomyces mirabilis, 1038 nucleotides. RefSeq lists its product as uncharacterized. The record is from RefSeq and is a predicted model, not a curated record. The coding region runs from base 1 to 1038 and encodes 345 amino acids. Gene Ontology annotation, molecular function: alcohol dehydrogenase (NADP+) activity; zinc ion binding. The transcript is spliced from 2 exons. NCBI's taxonomy places the organism in Eukaryota, Fungi, Ascomycota, Dothideomycetes, Mycosphaerellales, Teratosphaeriaceae. Gene Ontology annotation, biological process: alcohol metabolic process.